UUCUUCAAACCAGUCCCAAUCAAAUCAAAAAAAGACAAAAUGACUCAAGAAUUUAAACCCAUCAGUCUUUGGUCACCAAAUCCAUCAACAGGAGAAAGAGGAACAUCAACCAAACUAUCAUCAAAUCAAAAAUCUUUAAUCACAUUCGCAUCUGGACGUUCAAUCUUUAUCAAGAACAUAGACACAUUAGAUUCGAUCUCUUAUACUGGUCAUAUCCAUCAAACUACCGUAGCCAAGUUUUCACCUUCUGGAAAUUAUAUUGCUUCAGGUGAUAUUACGGGUGGGGUUAGAGUUUGGGAUGUGGUGGGUGAAGAUCAAGUUUUAAAAGUUGAAGUUAAAGCUAUUGCUGGUAGGAUUAAUGAUUUAGCUUGGGAUUCUGAUAAUGGUGGAAAACGGAUUAUUGCAGUUGGUGAAGGUAGAGAAAGAUAUGGACAUGCGUUUACGAUCGAUGGUGGUAAUUCAGUAGGAGAAAUUGGCGGUCAUUCAAAGACUGUCAGAGCUGUUUGUAUGAAAGCUUCAAGACCGUAUCGUGCAGUAACUGCGAGUGAUGAUACCACUUUAGCUUUCUUUCAAGGAACUCCAUACAAAUACGAAAAAACGAUCAAAACUCACACAAAGUUUAUCCAAUCGGUAGAAUAUUCAUCAGAUGAUAGUCUAUUUGCAUCAUCAGGAUCGGAUUCAAAAAUAUUUUUGUAUAAUGGUACCACAGGUGAAAUGAUUCAUGAAAUCAGUUUAGAUGAACCACAUAACGGAACGGUGUUUUCAAUUAGUUGGUCUAAUUCUAAACCUACUAGUUUAACUUCUUUUUCUGCUGAUGGGACUAUAAAGUUAUGGGAUACUGAAAAACAAAAACACGUAAAGACUUGGACAAUUGCAAAGAAUCCAUUACCUGAACAACAACAAGUUGGUGGAACUUGGGUUGAUGAUCAUAGGUUUUGUUCUUUAUCUUAUAAUGGAGAUAUCACCGUUUUAGAUGAACGAGAUCCAAAUCCAGUCAAAAUAAUUUAUGGUGUACAAAAAGGAAUCAUAUCAGCUACUAAGAAUUCGAAUGAAUUGUAUGCUGGUGAUCAUUCUGGAAGAGUGGUCAAGUAUUCGGAUCAAGGUGUUUGUGAACUUGUUGGUAAAUCUAAUGGGUCUAAUAUCAUUUCGAUUUCACAAUCAAAAUCAAAGAUAUACUCUAUCGGAUUAGAUGAUCAAGUUAGAUCCAUUGAUCCGAAAUCAGGUGAAUAUAGCUCUACAGAAAUAGUACCUUUACCUGAGCAACCCAAAGCGAUCUCAACUCGUCCAACAGUUGAUAAUAUUUCAUUAGUGGUCACUUCUAAAGAAGCUAGAUUGGUGAGCGAUGGUAAUGCUUUGGCCACCAUUCCACUUGAUUAUUCGGCUACAGCAUGUGCAUUCACUGCUGAUUAUGCUGCUAUCGGAUCUACUGAUGGAAAAGUACAUAUUUAUAAAUAUUCAUCCAAUACUUUAACUCAUUCCAAAACCUUGGAGUUACAUAAAUCAUCCAUCAGUACAAUGUCAACUGAUCCUUCUGGAAAAGUUUUAGCAAGUGGUGAUGAUGCUGGUAAAAUUAUGGUGAUUGAAUUAAAUGAGACAUUUAAGAUCAAGAUUAGUAAUCAAUGGUGUUGGCAUACUGGAAAAGUGUUUAGUUUGGAUUGGAAUAAGGAAGGAAAUUGUUUGGUUUCAGGUGGUUUAGAUACUAAUCUGUUUAUUUGGAAUUUAGAAAAACCAAUGAGAAAGAUUGCCAUUAAGAAUGCUCAUGUAGGUGGUACUACAAUGGUAGGUUGGGAAAAUAAAAAUCAGGAUGAUAAAAAACCUAUGAUCAUUUCUUGUGGAGCAGAUGGAGCGGUUAGAAGAUUUCAAUUAGAUUUAACUAAAUUAAAAGCCUAAGAGUCUCAGAGAUCUGUAGAUGAAAAUAGGAUGAAAUUGUAUUUUUUUUUGUAUGAAGCUGAAAUUCGUGAAUGAAUGAAAUUCAAGAACAUUUUUGUGAUGUGUAGAAAGUUAUAUUUGUUGUUUAUGUUGGUGCAAUGUGAAAUGAAAUGCAAUGAA
Molecule: messenger RNA, 2049 nt
Organism: Melampsora larici-populina 98AG31
Lineage: Eukaryota; Fungi; Basidiomycota; Pucciniomycetes; Pucciniales; Melampsoraceae
Exons: 10
Coding region: 40-1890 (616 amino acids)
Biological process (GO): actin filament depolymerization; positive regulation of actin filament depolymerization
Cellular component (GO): cortical actin cytoskeleton
Molecular function (GO): actin filament binding
Source: RefSeq, a predicted model, not a curated record